AUGGAGGACCCAGGCCUGUUAAGUGCAUUUCUAGAGAACCUCGUGUCGAGAUUGUUCUCGCUGGCGGAGGAGAAAUACAAGUUGUACAAGGGCUUUGAAGGAGAUCUGGCUUUUCUGAAGAGCGAGCUUAAAAUGAUCACUAGUGCCAUUGAUGGGCAGCUCUUGGGGCAGGAUGAUCACAUACUGCGUUUGUCCAUUGAAGAGUUGCGACAAUUAGCUCAUGAAAUGGAGGACUGUAUAGACCACAUCGUGUAUGAUGCAUCUUGGGAACAGCAACAGCCAUGGUACUGUAAAAUGGUCAAAACUGGGAAGAAGAGAAAAUCACGUUCACAGUUAGGCGAAGAGAUGCAGCAACUAAGGUGCAGAUUGGAGGAAGCACUCCAACGGCAACAGAGGUAUUCAGUGUCCCGUCCAUCCACAUUCCAGCCAGCAGAAUCAUCCUUGAAUCAGCAUAUCCUUCCGGCUGAUUUGGUUGGCAUCAAGCCACCCCUUGAGGAGCUUCUGGGGCAGUUGGCAGAAUUUGAAGGUCAACCCAAGCAGUUGAAAGUGAUCUCAAUAGUUUUCUACCACCCCUUAGACAACAGAAGACAGUUGCCUACUUAA
Miscanthus lutarioriparius is the source of this 603-nucleotide messenger RNA. NCBI's taxonomy places the organism in Eukaryota, Viridiplantae, Streptophyta, Magnoliopsida, Poales, Poaceae. The record is from the annotation of a GenBank genome assembly.